CAUUUAGGACACCCAAAUGGUACCUGAAUCAUAUUCCGCAAUAUACAUGUAUAUUCCAUGAGUGGGAAUUUCUUUUCUGUAUUACAUGUAUGAGGGAAUCGUGCGGAGCUCGGGGUAGUCACUUUACCCGUUUCUAGCCCUAUUUUUACCUCUCAAUUGAAACGGCACAAUUUUGCCGGUAAACUUCAAUGAGUUAGGCCUUUAUUCGGGAAAUUUCUUGUUCUCUAAGCAUUAUUGUUGAAUUCGCAAUAUCUUCAAUAGUUUUCGAGAUAGUCCCUAGGAAUUAUGUCCUUUUUCAUGUUUUUCACCGAAUUGUUCUUACUUUUUGGAAUUCCUUGGAAUACAAUUUGAAUUUUUCCAAAGAGUUACCGGACACCAUUCCAAAUCACAUAUAACCUCAACCAUGAUUUUGGGUAGAGGUCAUCUGUAAUUCGUAAAAAGUGGACUUGCUGACUAAUUGUAAACGGGUGAUCAUCCUCGAUAAAUUCAAAAUUCCUGAGAAUAACCUGUAUUUAGAACACUGACGUCGAUAUAGCAGAACUCGUGAAGCGAGCGGUAAGAUACAGUUUGACGACCCAUGUUACCCGUAUCGCCGACGCCGAGCAUUUUAGUUGAGUCCGCACUGUUCGAGGUCACUGAGAGGGCUUCAAUAGACCCUAUUUCGCUGGCUGUCUUUAAAAAUCUUCAGUCAACGACGUAGCUAGAAGCCGAAGAAAAUGUAAUAGUACAAAGCUACGAUGUGCAGCUUUCAUUCAUGAAAUACAGUUCUUGGUAGAUAAAAAUUAGACGUAUGUGUAUGUACGUACGUACGUACGUACAUCUAACACGGUGAAUCGUGAAAUACCACUUUUUAAGAACAAUAACUAAUGAUUCUGCAGAACCUUAAGUUAUGUUUGUCAAAAUGUUACCUUCAUAUGCCGGUCUGACAUAUUUUGGAAGGUUGUUUCCUUUGAAACAAUUAUUACGAAGUAGCGUUAAAAAGUUCAGUUCUGAUAAGUCUGCAGCAGUUAUUCUAGGGAUCGAAUCGAGCUGUGAUGAUACUGGCUGCGCAAUCGUAAACACUGAUGGAGUGAUACUUGGAGAAGCAUUGCAUUCCCAACGUUCUGUGCACUUAGAUAAUGGUGGAAUAAUACCUCCCCUUGCCGGGGAAUUACAUCGGCAAUGUAUUACCAAAGUAGUUGAAGAAGCUCUGGUGUCAGCUGGAUUAAAACUUAAAAAUAUUGAUGCCAUAGCUUCAACCGUAAAACCUGGUCUUCCAAUGUCCCUUAGAAUUGGAACUGAAUUUGGAAAGUAUUUGUCUAGGAUUGGAAAUUUACCAUUCAUUCCCAUACAUCAUAUGGAAGCUCAUGCUCUAACCAUUAGAAUGACUGAAAAGGUAGAUUUUCCGUUUUUAGUGUUAUUAAUAUCCGGUGGACAUUGCCUGAUUGCAUUAGCUGAAAGCAUAGACCAUUUCCUUCUGCUGGGUUCGUCAAUGGACGAUGCUCCUGGUGAAGCUUUUGACAAAAUUGCUCGUAGAUUGAAGUUGCGAAAUAUCCCAGAAUUCGCAAAUUUGUCUGGAGGUGCGGCAUUAGAAAAAGCUGCAAGCAAAGGCACGGAUCCAAAUCGAUUCCAAUUCAUGAUACCUAUGACGCGUCUUCAAGACUGCAAUUUUAGUGUAUCAGGAAUUAAAACUGCUGCAAUUCAACACACAAAAAGACAAGAACGACUGCACGAGAUUGAGGGUGACCAACUAAUACCAGAUCUAUAUGACUUCUGCGCUGGAGUUCAACUAGUUCUGACACGACACUUAUGUCACAGAACUCAACGUGCUAUGGAAUUCAUUGAUCGAAAAAACCUCAUCCCCGAAGGCAACAGAACUCUGGUAGUAUCUGGUGGAGUAGCCUGCAAUAAUUAUAUUGCACAAGCGCUAGAAACAGUAAGCUCAGAAAUGGGUUACAAGUUUUUAAGGCCAGUACCUAAACUUUGUACGGAUAAUGGAAUUAUGAUUGCCUGGAAUGGAGUUGAGAGAUGGAAGGCUAAUUGUGGUGUUUUAAGAGACCAAAAGGAAAUAGAGAAGGUCGAUAUUGAUUCAAAGGCUUUGUUUGGUGAGGACUGGAGUGAAAAAGUAUCAAACGAACGAAUAAGUUGUAAAUGGGUGAAAAUUCCAGAUCCAAGGAUACGGAAAAGAUGAUCAUGACUUAUGAACCAAUCGAUGUAAAUAAAUGUCAUAAAUUCGAAA
Athalia rosae (coleseed sawfly) is the source of this 2218-nucleotide messenger RNA. RefSeq names its product tRNA N6-adenosine threonylcarbamoyltransferase, mitochondrial (gene Tcs4). The record is from RefSeq and is a predicted model, not a curated record. NCBI's taxonomy places the organism in Eukaryota, Metazoa, Arthropoda, Insecta, Hymenoptera, Athaliidae. Gene Ontology annotation, biological process: tRNA threonylcarbamoyladenosine modification. Gene Ontology annotation, cellular component: mitochondrion. Bases 890 to 2170 code for a protein of 426 amino acids. The transcript is spliced from 5 exons.